Lachancea thermotolerans CBS 6340 is the source of this 711-nucleotide messenger RNA. It is a transcript of the gene RPE1, whose product is annotated as ribulose-phosphate 3-epimerase RPE1. NCBI's taxonomy places the organism in Eukaryota, Fungi, Ascomycota, Saccharomycetes, Saccharomycetales, Saccharomycetaceae. The coding region runs from base 1 to 711 and encodes 236 amino acids. The record is from RefSeq and is a predicted model, not a curated record. Gene Ontology annotation, cellular component: cytosol. The transcript has a single exon. Gene Ontology annotation, molecular function: D-ribulose-phosphate 3-epimerase activity; metal ion binding. Gene Ontology annotation, biological process: pentose-phosphate shunt, non-oxidative branch; carbohydrate metabolic process; pentose-phosphate shunt.
AUGGUCAAACCAAUUGUUGCACCCAGUAUCCUCGCGUCGGACUUUGCGAACCUCGAAUGCAGUUGCCACAAGGUUAUUAACGCAGGUGCCGACUGGCUACACAUCGACGUUAUGGACGGCCACUUCGUGCCCAACAUCACAUUGGGCCAGCCUAUCGUGGCAAGCCUGCGCAAAGCCGUGCCACGGGUGCAGGACACGACGGCUACCAAGCCAAAGGCGUUCUUCGACUGCCACAUGAUGGUCGAGUCGCCCGAGAAAUGGGUCGCGGACUUCGCCAAGUGCGGCGCGGACCAGUUCACGUUCCACUACGAGGCAACCAAAGACCCGCUGGCGCUCGUCAAGCUGAUCAAGUCGCACAACAUCAGAGCCGCGUGCGCCAUCAAGCCAGGCACGCCUGUAGACGUUCUGUACGAGCUCGGCCCACACCUGGACAUGGCCCUGGUGAUGACCGUCGAGCCUGGGUUCGGAGGCCAGAAGUUCAUGAUUGAGAUGAUGCCCAAGGUCGAGGCGCUCAGAGCCAAGUUCCCCAACAUGGACAUCCAGGUUGACGGCGGCCUCGGCAAAGACACCAUCCCGCACGCCGCCAAAGCCGGCGCCAACGUCAUCGUGGCAGGCACCAGCGUGUUCACGGCCGCGGACCCCGCAGAUGUCAUCUCCUUCAUGAAGGGGCAGGUCGCCGAGAACCUCGAGACCAGAGGUCUCCUGGAAUAA